AUGCGCACCACAGAUCUCAUCACCAUCGUCGCCUUCGCAGGCACCUCCCUCGCUGCUCCCUGGUCUGACGCCGGCGGCUACGGGCAGUACGCACCAUACGCCUCGUACGGCACCUACGGGAAGUCUCCCGCCGCAUCCAGCACCUCCCGCGCCAGCACCUCCCGCGCCAGCACCUCCCGCGCCAGCACCUCCCGCGCCAGCAAAGCCAUCGCCACCUCCCGCUCCUCCAGCAUAUCAACCCUGGUCGACUUCAGCGGCUACUCCGACGCCAACUGCGGCGCACUCGUUGGCACCUUUACCGUUGGACGGUCCACUGACCUGACCGAUUCCUGCUUCGACACCAAAGUCCCCGUCAAGUAUGUCAAGAUCACCCGCGUCGACCCGGCUUUUCUUCAAGACGGCCAACCAUGGUAUUUCCGUGCUGCAAAGCAAGGAGGAAGCGCAGACUGCAGCUCUUUCGGCGAGGCGGGCAAGGAUCAUGCUUUCAUUGCGCUGGCCGACAAGAGCCAGGCUGCUGGGCAGUGUGUUGAGUUGAGCGCUGUUGGGGAUGGCGCGACUGAGUUUGAUCUGAGCACUGCCAUGUAG
Messenger RNA from Cyphellophora attinorum, 585 nucleotides. RefSeq lists its product as uncharacterized. The transcript has 2 exons. Lineage: Eukaryota; Fungi; Ascomycota; Eurotiomycetes; Chaetothyriales; Cyphellophoraceae. The coding region runs from base 1 to 585 and encodes 194 amino acids. The record is from RefSeq and is a predicted model, not a curated record.